CAUCUCUGUCCCUCUCUCUCGCACACCAGUCCGUUUCACAGGCUCAGCACUGUCGCGCUGCGCAUACCCUGCUAGCUCUGCACGCCAGCAUCCCAAGGCACAGGGAGAAGAGGAGGACGGAGAAGCCGGGCCAUGGCGAGAGUUGAAGCCGUGGUCGUCUGCCUCCUGGUCCUCGCCAUGGACGCCGCUGCCGGCGUGCUCGGGAUCCAUGCGGAGAAGGCUCAGAGCCAGGGGCGGCACCUGCGGAUCCUGUUCAUCGAGUGCCGGCAGCCGGUGCGGCGGGCCUACGAGCUCGGCAUCGCGGCGGCCGCCGUGCUGGCGGCGUCGCACGCCAUCGCCAACGCCGCCGGCGGCUGCGCGUGCUCCUGCUCCGGCGACAAGCUCCGCCGCGCGUCGCCCAACCGCCAGAUGGCGUCCUUCGCCCUGGUCCUCACAUGGAUGGUCCUCGUCGUCGGGGUCGCGCUGCUGGUCCUGGGCGCGCUGCCCAACAGGAAGAACAAGCUGGCGGACUGCGGGGUGGCGCGCCACCGGUUCCUCUCCAUCGGCGGCGUCCUCUGCUUCGCGCACGCGCUCUUCUGCGUCGUCUACUACGCCUCCGCCAGCGCCGCGGCGCGGGAGGAACGCCGCGCGGCGACGCACGGGUAGCCGGCGCGCCCUGUCCGUGGCCGCGCGCGUCGUGCUAAUAUCUUCUUCCCCGUCUCCGUGAGGAGAUGGGUUGUAAUUUUGCUGGGUGUCUCGAACGGCCAUGCAUGGUACCUUGGCUUGGCGUCUUGGAGUUCUCCCCAUCGUGUGUUCGCGGACUGGCAGGCUCGACAUGUCAAUGAAACAUUGCAGGAACUUUUUUUGUCCUAGCACUCCCCAUCGACUAGUUUCAGUAGUCUUCUCGAUCAGGGCGCUCGAGAACAACCGGCGAGUUGACACGGCGUUCAGAAGUCAAGCUCCGUGUGAUUUAUUUGCCAGCUGCCCCAUUCGGGAUCGCCACUGGCAGCCGACGGAGCUCGAUCACUCGUGGAAAUGGAGGACUCGUCGGUUCACCUUGAUGAGGGGAACAGAUGCAUCAGCUGGCCGGUCGAUCUUCAGCCGAAUCAGUGUCAUGUCCUCCAUUUGAAUAUGGGAGUGUCACUGAAUGAAUGACGGUACAGCAACAGGCUCCCUGGCUGAAAUACGUACUGGAUCGCUUCAUGCUGGCAUAUGUGUACCGAAGUUCAGUCAUUUAGCCAUAUCCUCAUGGAGGCUAAAACUUCUUGAUCAUCAUCAGGCCAUUCAACCUAGGUCCAGAUCAUGGUAGCAAGAGAUCAAUAAUGGCCCUCAACUGCAAAGUUAGUUCUUCGCCCAUCUAAU
This is a messenger RNA of Panicum hallii, 1341 nucleotides long. RefSeq lists its product as uncharacterized. The transcript is spliced from 3 exons. The coding region runs from base 133 to 645 and encodes 170 amino acids. Lineage: Eukaryota; Viridiplantae; Streptophyta; Magnoliopsida; Poales; Poaceae. The record is from RefSeq and is a predicted model, not a curated record.